Paramecium sonneborni is the source of this 8238-nucleotide messenger RNA. Lineage: Eukaryota; Ciliophora; Oligohymenophorea; Peniculida; Parameciidae. The record is from the annotation of a GenBank genome assembly.
AUGUAUAAAUUGGAGAGAUUGGAAUACUUGAUAGUAGUUGUUUUCACUUGUUUAGAAUUUAGGAUUAGAUAAAUAAUCAAUUGUAUUUUAUAUAAUAUGAUUGUGUUGAUUUUGAGUAAAAAACAAUCAAGAAAUAUGUUUAAUUUUUAGGUUAGAGAUGGAAGUGAUUUUAAAGAAGAAAUACCAAUUAAUGAAGUAUCAUAUGAAUUUAUUUGGUAUUUUUAAGGAUUCAUAACAAUUCCUUCAUUAAAACAAGUUAUUAUAUAUAUAGGUGAAAAAAACACUUAAUUUUUUUCAAAAUCAAUUGAAUUUCUUUAAGAUAGAAUAAAUUCUAAUUUAAUAAUUGGAGGGGAUUUCAAAGUAAGUUAGAAUUCACCACUUUAUACACUUGAAAAUAGUUUACUUUCGUUUUAUCCAGGAAAAAUAACAUAUCUAAUUAAUACUUAUUUAAAUGAGCCUGACUAUUUCAUAGAGAUUAUUAAUGAAGAUAUUGAAAGGUACAGUGAGUGUUAAUAAAAUCCAAGAACUGAUAUAGGUGAUUUUUUCAUAUAAAAAUAAGAUUUAUCUUAAUUUGUGUUCUAACAAAUAAAUAAUUAAGAAUUUUUAUGAUAAAGUUGGAUAAAAAUUAAAGAAAUUUAUUCAUACUAGGAUGAAUUUUAUUUUUAGUUGUUUAAAUUAUCAAGCAAUUUUAAUAAUCCAAAAAUGAUCUCAGAAAAUUUAUGCUAAUUUUAGUUAUUUUACAAGAUUUCAUCUUAAGGAAACCAAAUCAUCAUCACAACAUAUAGUUUUACAUUUCCGGUUGUUAAUAUUGAUUUUUCAAACAAUCCCUUUUUAAAGACAUAAAUAUUUGAUAUAGCUUGCGAUAUCUAAUUAUGGCAUUAUAUCUUAGUAAAAAAGACAGAAACUUCUAUUUCAAUUUCAAUAACAUUUUACUAAGGUUUAGAUCAAAUAAAAUUAAAUAUGGGUUUAGAAGAAAAUCAAUUUAAUAUGGUUUAAUUUAAAUUGCUUUCUGGUAAUAUUUUAUAAUCUAAAUUAAAUUAUUUAAAUGUAUAAAUUGUAGGUUUAAAGCUAUUAAAUUGUCCAGAAAGAUAUCAAUCAUAUAUUAAUUGUCAUCCUUAUUGUAAGGAAUGUGAUGGUCCAACAAAAAAAGAUUGUGUAUCUUGUUUUGAAUCAUCAAAUAGGUUAUAUUUAUCAGAUUUUAAAGAAUGUAUCUGUGUAUAUGGAACAAUUGAGUAGGACGAUCAAUGUAUCAAUUAUGAAGCUUUAUAAUUUGACUUAAUUUAAGAAACACCAUUAAAAGAAGAAUGCCUAUAUGGAUUUUUCGAAUUAAAUUAUGAAUGCUAUUAAUGGUAUUAUUAUAUUGUAUAUAAGUCCAUCAAUAAUCAACAACAAUGUUAUAACAUGUUUGGAAUGUGUAUAAAAUCCUAAAUAAUGGGGUCAAAUUCUUAUUUGUUAAACAAUAUUAUCGACAGAUAAGAAUGGAAACACUUCAAACUACUUAACAGACCAAAAAUUGCAAUAUAUUUUAGUAGGAAAUGAUGUACAAUACUGUCCUGAUUGCAAUUCAAUUAAUCCAUCAUAAGUUGAUCAAGUUGAAUCGAUAUUUAAAUUUAAAAGAUUUUGUUAAUCAAUACAGAAUGGUUGUUAUUCAUGCUCAGAAUUUUGUCUAAAAUGUUAACCUAUUUCAACAAAUUUAAAAUGUUUAAAUUCAUAAGAAAUAUAUUUUCCACCUUCUUUUUUUUUGAAUGAAUAAAUUUGUGAACCUCCAAAUUUUGUAGAUUUUUAUAAAAAAUGUGUUACUUGCAAAAUCAAAAACUGUUUAUAUUGUUUUAAUUAUUUAGUAAGUGAUCCUACAAAAACUACUUUAGAGUUUCAUCAAGAUUAAACUAUAAUAGAUGAAGAGAUUAAAGAAGGUUGUGCAUAAUGUAAUGAGGAAUUUGUUUUUGAUUUCAAAAUAGGAUAAUGCAUUUUAUAAACACCAUCUUAAUAAAAUUGUUUAAGAGCUUAUUAAUUUAGACGAUAAAGAAAUUUGCACAUUAUCCUUAAUUAAUAAUUUCAGUUUUGCUUUAGAAAUAAUAAAUUGUCAAAUUCAUCUUUUAAAUUGUUUACAAUGCAUCAUAACUCCAUAAAAAACUACAAAAUGUUUAAUUUGUGAGAUGGUUUUUUAGUAUCAUCCAAUUUAGGAAUUUGUAUAAAAUGCCCUGCUGAAUUUGCAAAAUAAUGUUUUGAAGAGAAUAAUUUAGAACCUUGGAAAUGGUUAAUAUAAAGGUUUUGUAAUUCAAUACUUACCUAAUUCAACUUUAUUUCAUGGUUAAUUAUUAUUAAAUUAAUAAAAUAAGUAAAAUAUUUAAUUCAUUUUUUUCUUUCUAAUAUAAUAAGACCAAGGUUUUGGAAACUUAAUGUAUAAAAGGAUAUGAAAAAAUACAAUACUUUUGCACAAAAUAUUGUGAUGAAAUGUGUUCUGUUUGUGAACCUAGUAACAUUUCAAGAAAGUUUUUUUGUUCUAAAUGCAAAUUAAAUUAUUUCAAAGAACCUUUAAGAGUACAAGUUGAUGGAAAAUGUAUUAAUUGUCCAUUUUUAUGUCAAGUUUGUUAAGAGAGAUCAAAUGAAGAAAUUAAUGUAAUGUAUUCUUAUUAUCAUAGGCGAUAAAUCCAUAUUUUAUAAUAACGCCUGAUAAUAUUAUUUACACUUUUAAAUGCCUUUAGAAAAUACCUUCUUAAUUAGUCCAAAUCGAUCAAAACUUAAAAAUUGCAUAUUUUUGUUAUUAAAACAAUUGUAACUACAAUUUAGAAUUGAAUUAUGUAUUUAUAAUAUUUUAUUAAGGGGGAUUUUUAUUGCAAUUAUUUGGAUAAUAUCCAAUUUGAUUUAAGUAAAUAUUAUAAUUAUCAAUAUUUCAAUGAAAUAGGGCUUAAAUAUAUUAUUUUAACACUUCUACUACCAGAAUACUAUUGUGAAAUUUACCAAUCUGAAUACUUUAUUGAUAAUACUUUCAGAGAUAAGAUAUUUUCAAUGUAAUAAACAAAAUUUAAAAUUCAGGGCAGAUCAAAUCCUAUAUAUUUAAUGACUGAUCAAUUUAAAUUGUCAGUUUUAAAAUAUGAUUUUAUAAUAUUAAAUCACCUUAAUUUUCUGAUAUAGAAGGAGUUGGUUUUAAUAUGUGAGAAUAGAGACUUAUCUGUUGAUUUAAAGAUAGUUGAUACACAAUUUUAUUCAAAUACAAAUUCUCCAAUCUAUUUGUCUAUUAUAGGAGAGAGCUUCAUUAAUGUAAAUAUAUAAAAUGUUUCAAUCUUUAAUAUUAGUAUUGAAAACUCAAUAAUUUUUAAUCUAGUUUUUACAGAUUAGAACGAUUAAAUAAUAAUUCAUAAUUUUCAACUUUAGGAUUGUAAAUUCACAAAUUCUACUAUAUUUUUAUUCUAAAAUGCUCGAAGAAGCAUACAUAUCGAAAACUUUUCUAUUGAUUCCUGUGAAUUUUAUAAUUCAACAACAAUGCAUUUCAAUCAAACUUAGAAUCAGUUAUCUAACAUUAUUUUUACAGGAGUACUUAUCAAAAAUUCUUUAUUUAAUAAUUUAAAUCUUAUAUAUAGCAUUGACAAAACUGUUAUAACUAUUAGCAAUUUUUAAAUUCUUUCAAAUUAGAUAAUCAAUUCGAAAUUUAUCAUUUUUAAUUAUGACUUUUUUUGUAAUAAUAUUUUCAUGGAGGGAAACAAGUUAAUAUCAAUUUAAUUUAUUUCAUAGGUCUCAGUACUCUUAAAUUCAGCAAUUUAGAUGAAUAACAUUUAGAUUCUAGCAAAUACUGUAUAAAAUUUUUCUUUAUUUGUUACAGAAUAAAAAUAGUCAACAUCUUAAGUUAAUUAUUUAUUACAAAACUUUUAUUUUGAGGAUAAUAUUAUUUCUUGUGAUUAAGAGUAGUUUCUUAUAACAAUUAACAGUUUUAGUUUAAUAAUCAAAAAUAUCUUUCUAAGAAAUACUAAAAAUUAUCGUUUCAUCCCAUUAUAAGCGAUUCCAUUGAUAAUAAUUGAAAACAUCGUAUAUUAUAAUUUGCAUUAGGAAUAAAAAGUUUAAAUAUCACCUGAUUGUUUUAAAAAUUGUAUAAUUCAUUCAUAAUUACUGUAAGUUUCUGGAUUCAAGAAUAUAACUUUAAAUAAAAUUACAAUUAAAAAUUAGUUUAGCAUAGAUUAUUCAAUAAUUUCCAUAUAAUCUAAUCCUUUAACUAUGUUAAAUUCAAAUGAGUAUAUUUUCAUUAAAGAUGUGAAAGUGAAAGGAAACAUUUUAAUAAAAUAACAUUUAGGAAUAAUUUUUUCACUUGUCGAAUUGUAUUCUGAAAAAUCUUAACUUAUAAAGAUUGAUAAUUUAUAAUAUGAGUAGAAUAUCUUUCAUUAAUAUAAUAAAGAUCCAUCAAAAACUUCAGCCAGUCUUUUAUAUGUCAAUUCACCUUAGAGUUUCAUGUUGUUAACUAAUAUCAAUUGUUUUAAUAAUACUUUGACAAAUUCUGCUUAGUCAUAUUUUUCUCUAUUUUUAUUUGAAAUCUUAAUAGAUAAUAUUAAAGUUUCCAAUCAUAAUUAUAUUGAUUAAGAAUUAUGGAUUUAAUAACAUGAAAUUGAGUUAUAGGAGGAGUAUAAUUAAAAUGAAAUUACUUAGGUUAUUUCAUAAUCAUUCAAAAUUGAGAUUAUUGGAGGAGUUUUAUCAACAACAGUUUCUAAACUCACUAUUCUCAAUGGAGUAUUCAAUUAUAUAAUUGCUUUAAGUAGCCAAGUAUUUAAUAUCAAUACAUAAGGAGAUGGAAUAGUAAUUAUAAAAAACUGUACUAUUAUUCAUGCAUACAAUUUAUUAAUUUCCAAAGUUCAAAAUGAACAAUUCAUGGCAAGAAUAGUUUAUUAUUAAUCAAUCUUUAAAAUAUUACUUUAAUAAAUGUUUAAAAUAGACUAUCAUCAUCCAUUUUUUCAAAAUAUCCUUCAUCUGCAUAAAAUAACAUCUAAAUUAGAAAUAUAUUUGCUUAAGAUUGUUUCUCACUUGUUAAUUUAAAAAUGCCUAAUAAAAUAAAGUAAACAUCGAAAAUUUUAUGAUAAUUUAGAAUGAACAAGCUUUAAUGAUUUUCCUUUAAUCUCUUGGAUCAAUAAGUCUAAUUGAAAUUCAAAAAGUUAUAAGUGAUAAUGCAAUAAUGAAUUUCUAAGGAUGUGAAUUAUUGUUAAAUGGAAUACAAAUUGAAGGAAUCCUUUUAUUUUCUAUAAUUAAAGUCUUAGAUUCAAAAUUUAUUUCAUUAAUUAAUUGUAAAUUUAUAGAUGUUUUAACAUUCUACCCUUUGCAUCUAAUGGAUAUUUAAAAUAAUAAUAUUUAAUAAUCAAGAAUAUAUCUUAAUAAUAUCACAAUAUCAAAUUUAAAAGAUUUCACAUAAAUUUAAAAGAAUUUAAAAUCUUUUGAUUAGAAUCAUAUUGAAUUAGAAUUUUAUUAAUGUAGCUUAAAAAGUAAUUAUGUAGUCUAAAAGAUUCGUGGGGAAGAGUCUUUAUAAACCUUUUUUGAUGAUAUAAUUACUUAUUCGAAUUAAAAUGGUUCUUUGAUCAAAUUGAAGACUGUUACAAAUAAAACUAGAGUAUCAUUCUCAAAGGUUCUGUUAUUAAAUAAUAACUGUUAAUAUUGUCAGAAUGGUUUGCUUUUCUUUGAAUUGAAUAAUUUUGAGUAAUUUCAAAUAUCAGAAUUAUCAUGCAUUAAGAAUUCAAUAAAAGAUAUGGUUGUAUAUUGGCUAAAUCAAAUAUAAGAGUUGAAAACAUUUUAAUAAUUAAACAUUCUACUUUUAUUUCUAACAAAGGAAGAUUGGGAUCAGGAAUUUUAGUCUAAAAUUUAAGAGUAGAAAUAUCAAAUUCAAAAAUUAUAAAUAAUUUUGCUGCUUUUAGAGGAGGUGGAUUCUAUUUUGAAGAAGGUACUUCAAGAUUUAUUAUUAAAUCUACUAUAAUCAUUAAUAAUUCAGCAGAAGAAGCAGGAGGUAUUUAUUUAGGUGGAAAUAGUAGUUUAAAUACAAAUAAUUUUAUGUAGUCUCUACUCUUAUUUAAUAUUGCUAAAUUGGCUUCAAAUAAUAUUAAUGAAUUACCAAGUUUUAGAAUAUUAAUCUUAUAUAACUGAAUUUACAAUAAAAUUUAAGAAUAGUUUGAAUGAACAACAAAUAAACUUUCUAAAUUCCACUUGCAAUGUACAAUAAUUAAUUUUUGAUAUUACAUCUUAAAAAGUAAUUGAAUUAAUUACAAUAUCAACAAUAAGCUUUGAUCAAAAAACUAAGAGCUUUAAUUUAGGUUCAUUAUAAUUUAAUAUGGAUCCAUACAACCAGGAAGAUCAAAAUAUAUAUGAAAUUUUAAUUUUCUGUAAAACAGAAUAUCAAUAGGAAAGCUUGGCUUAUAGAAUAAAAGUUAAAAGCUUUUUAUGACAAUUAGGUGAAUUUUAUAUUUCUUAUGGAUGCCAAAAAUGUUAAUCAGAAUAAGGAUUCUAUUCAGUGACUUAUAAUAGUACAAAAUAUUCACUUUUUGAUAAAAAUAAAUUUGAAGCCAUUACAUCUAAUAAAAUAAAAUUAAAGGCUGGAUUUUGGAGGUCGAGUUAUAUUACAGAAAAUGUAGAAUUAUGUUAUAAAAAUCCAAGUCAUUGUUGAGGAGGAUGGAUUGUAGGUGAUGACCUUUGCUUUAAUGGUCAUAUAGGAGCAUUGUGUGAAGAAUGUGAUAGAUAUAAUUUAAGAGGAGAUGGGUAAUUCUUUAAAAACUAGUAAUAAUUGGAUUGUUAAUAAUGUGAUGAGCUUUCAAAGAGAUUAAUAGCCUUUUUCUUAGUAUCAAUUUGGUAUAAAUGAUUAAUAUUUUUUAGGGCUCUUCUUUCAACACUAAUAACUAUUAGCAGUAUUGAAUAAACAAAUUAAUUAUAUGCAUAGCUUAAGCUUAGGUAAAAUUAAAAAUUUGCAGAAAUUUUAUUCAAACUCGAACAAGGUAUUAUAAAAUAUACAUUUUAGAUCAUGAAAGUAUUUUACUUAAACUAUUUCUUAAUUAUUUACGGAUUUUUUCACUUAUCUUUACAUUUAAUAUUAAUUUCUCACUAUCUUUAAACAUUGUAAAACCAUCAAAUGAUUCUUCAUAUUUUAUGGCUAAUUUUUUUGAAUGUCUGGUGGCGGAAAUAUAAGGGAUAGAUUUAAUUUACAGUAGAAUAUUAGUAAUGUUUGGAAUUAUUGUCUGUUAGAUAUUGAUUAUUUUUAUUGGAUUUUAAUUAAUAUCAAUUCUAAAAAACUAAAAAUUUUAGAGUAGAAUCAUUUCAAUUACUUCAUUAUAUUUGUAUAUUUAAAAUUAUGCAUCCUUGAUAAAUCAGUAAAAAAUUAUUAUUAUUAAAGAUAUUUUUCAAUACUGGCAGUUAGAAGAAUAUCAGAUUUGGAUUACAUACAAGGUGAUGUAUCUAUGAUUUAUGGAUCGUCAAGUCAUCUCACUUGGAUUUAUUGGUUUGUAAUACCUGGAUCCUUAUUAAUAGGAUUAAUUCUACCCUUAACAUUAUUUUUACUUAUGUACAUAAAUAAAGAUUAGCAUAAAAAAAUAAAUUUUAGAAGACAUAUAGGAUAUUUAUUUAAUGAAUAUACUCAAAAGAACUAUUUUUGGGAGAUUAUCAAAUUAUGGAAGAAAACAAUUAUUAUAAUUAUUCUAAUCUAUUUUGAAACUGAUAUAAUUUUGAAAGCAUUAUUGCUAGACCUUUGCAUAUUGAUUUACACAAUAAUUGCACAAAGUUUUAAACCAUACAUUCUGCAUAAGUUUAACUUAUUAGACAUCAAAAGCGGACAGUUUUGCUAGAUUGCUAUAAUAUUAGCAGCUGUUAAACAUUUAUAUGAAUAAUAAGAGAAAUAAAAUAUUUCAUCUAUCAUUCAAUCCUUUAUUAUUUUAAAUAGCAUUAUCUUAAGUUACCCAUUUAUAAUGAAUAUUCUCUAAAUUUAUUAUAAAAAAUAUAAGUUUCAAAUAUUAUCAUUGUUAUUAAAAGGAUUUCAAAUUUUGAGACCUAAUUUUGUUAUUACAAAAUUACUUAAAAGAAAAUUAAUAUUUUUGAGAUAAAAACAAAACAAAAGUAAAGUUAAUAUUGAAAAAUUGAAAUCAAUUCUAUUUUCAAGCAAUUCAAAAUUUUAUUUGUAAUAUCAUGAUUUUUUUUAGACGAAAAAGUUCUAUUUCAUUAAUGAAUUCAGACAGAGGAUAACGAAUAUUGCUUAAAACCGUAGAAUCUUAAUUAGAAAGAAUAAUUUGA